Malassezia restricta is the source of this 1200-nucleotide messenger RNA. Its product is annotated as oxysterol-binding protein-related protein 8. Gene Ontology annotation, molecular function: sterol binding. NCBI's taxonomy places the organism in Eukaryota, Fungi, Basidiomycota, Malasseziomycetes, Malasseziales, Malasseziaceae. The transcript has a single exon. Gene Ontology annotation, cellular component: membrane; cortical endoplasmic reticulum; intracellular membrane-bounded organelle. The coding region runs from base 1 to 1200 and encodes 399 amino acids. The record is from RefSeq and is a predicted model, not a curated record.
AUGGGAUUAUUUUCGCAGGUGAGCUCAGCUGUUUCUUGGCAUGGUCAAGGCUCUAAGUUAUCGAAAGAUGACAAUCCGCCUGAGGGUGCUGAUGCUGAUGACAUGGAAGAGCUGGAUGAUGAAUCAGGAAGCAUUCUAUUAAGUCUGAUCGGACAACUUCGCCUUGGUAUGGAUCUACACAAGGUGACACUCCCAACUUUUGUGUUGGAGCCUCGCAGCAUGUUGGAGCGUGUGACCGACUUUUUGAGUCAUCCAGACUUGAUUUUUGGUGCAGAUCGCCUCGAGAAUCCAGAGGAGCGUUUCCUUGCAGUCCUAACGUAUUAUAUGUCUGGGUGGCAUAUUAAGCCAAAAGGAGUGAAAAAGCCAUACAAUCCUGUGCUGGGUGAAUUUUUCCGUUGUACAUAUGCGUACCCCAAUGGCACAACGGGUGUGUACAUCGCCGAGCAGGUAUCACACCAUCCACCUAUUAGCGCAUAUUAUUAUGUGUCGCCCGAGAACAAUAUCUUAAUUUAUGGUGAUUUACGACCCAAGAGCAGGUUCCUUGGUAAUACCGCGGCAAAUAUUAUGGGUGGCACGAGUCGUAUUGUACUCUUGAGUCGGCCUGAGGAUGGAGAGUACAGCAUAAGUAUGCCUAAUAUGUACGCCCGUGGAAUUCUCUUUGGGAAAAUGGUACUUGAACUAGGAGACCACAGCGAAAUGGUGAAUAAAAAUCUUCAAAUGUCUACGGACGUUGAGUUCAAAGUAAAAGGCUACUUUACUGGUUCUUAUAAUAUGAUUGAAGGCAAGAUUAUGCGUAACGGUCGCCAAGUGGGCAAUAUGUACGGGAAAUGGAGUGGCAAGAUGGAGUACAAAGACUCUCACACAGGCCACACACGCCUUCUAUUUGAUGCUCACAAUGCCCAAGCUGUGCAAAAGCAGGUGCCCCCAAUAGAUCAGCAGAUGCCGAACGAAUCACAGCGUCUCUGGCUUAAAGUGACAGAAGGAAUUAUGUCAAGGGACAUGAACAAGGCAACUGAAGCGAAAUCUGCGAUCGAAGAUGGUCAGCGUGAAGAUGCACAGGAGCGAGAAAAGCAGGGUAUCAUGUGGAAGCCUAAAUUCUUUGCACUUCAUAAUGAUCGCUACAUCCCUGUGUUGGGAUCUCUACCAGAAGAGUAUCGACCGGCGGGCGCAAUAAAGCACUUCACCACAUAUUCACAAUGA